Cyclopterus lumpus (lumpfish) is the source of this 1265-nucleotide messenger RNA. It is a transcript of the gene reep2, whose product is annotated as receptor accessory protein 2. Bases 174 to 1007 code for a protein of 277 amino acids. Gene Ontology annotation, molecular function: microtubule binding; taste receptor binding. The transcript has 8 exons. The record is from RefSeq and is a predicted model, not a curated record. Gene Ontology annotation, biological process: endoplasmic reticulum tubular network organization. Gene Ontology annotation, cellular component: endoplasmic reticulum membrane; endoplasmic reticulum tubular network; cytoplasmic microtubule. NCBI's taxonomy places the organism in Eukaryota, Metazoa, Chordata, Actinopteri, Perciformes, Cyclopteridae.
GCAGCACAUCCUCGGCCGCUGCUCGCCCACCUGACAGCCCAGCGGACAGGCAGCACCGGGUCACACCGCAACACACCGCGUCCUGGAGGGGGAAUGGGGGGCACCUAGCCCGCUAGCUGACCACCUCGACUUCUCUGGAAGCGGCGAAAGCUCCCGGCCGGCGGUCCACAACGAUGGUGUCCUGGAUGAUCUCGAGGAUAGUCGUCCUGGCCUUUGGGACGCUCUACCCAGCAUACUCCUCAUACAAGGCUGUCAAAACGAAGAACGUGAAGGAAUAUGUGAAAUGGAUGAUGUACUGGAUAGUGUUUGCGUUGUUCACGACAGCAGAGACGGCCACAGACCUGCUCCUAUCGUGGUUUCCAUUUUACUUUGAGCUAAAGAUUGCCUUUGUGAUCUGGCUCCUGUCCCCAUACACCAAGGGCUCCAGUGUCCUCUACCGCAAGUUUGUCCACCCCGCGCUGUCCAACAAAGAGAAGGAGAUAGAUGAGUACAUAGCGCAAGCCAAAGACAGGAGUUAUGACACCAUGAUGAGGUUUGGAAAGAGGGGUCUCAACCUGGCUGCUAAUGCUGCUGUCACCGCAGCCACCAAGGGGCAGGGCGUGCUCUCGGACAAGCUGCGGAGUUUCAGCAUGCAGGACCUGACUCUCAUCAACGCUGAGGACGAGCUGUCUCUGCACACUUCAGACGCCCGCAUGAGACGUGACCCCAUGGACGAGUUGAGCUCGGGGUCUAGCACGCUGCCCCGGGCCAAGAGCACCGCUACACGGCAGACCCGCUCUUUGGCAGCCACGUCCCUUGUUGACGACGCUUCAUCCCAACACAGUUCUGACCAAUCAGACACACGGACUGAACACUCUGAUGAAGAUGCAGGAGACAAAGCCCCCAAACGUGCCAGCGUCAAGGCAACCAAGAAACCUCCUGCUGCUAAGACAGAAACACAAACCAAGACUGUGAAGAAGCCAACCAAAAAAAAGGCCACGACUAUUAACGCAGAGACGCCACCAUGAGGGCUGCAAUCCACACCCCGCGGCCUCCACCCUCUCCACACACAGCCUGCAGGCCCUUCUUCCUCUGUUUGGGUUCCACACAGACACACUGUGUGUAUAUAUAUAUUUAUCUAUAUAUUAAGCACUGAAUUUGUGACUCUUGCUGUUUUUUAGAGCAAAGUGCAGGCUUUGGUUUUCAGCAGUAUUUGGGCACCCUUGGUCCUUUUACAGUUACUGGGUUGAUGCAUACUUUGCCUCUUUACUUGCAUCAUAUGUAUG